Oncorhynchus gorbuscha (pink salmon) is the source of this 1689-nucleotide messenger RNA. RefSeq names its product urotensin-2 receptor-like. Gene Ontology annotation, biological process: neuropeptide signaling pathway; regulation of blood pressure; blood vessel diameter maintenance. Gene Ontology annotation, molecular function: urotensin II receptor activity. The record is from RefSeq and is a predicted model, not a curated record. The transcript is spliced from 3 exons. Gene Ontology annotation, cellular component: membrane. The coding region runs from base 578 to 1684 and encodes 368 amino acids. NCBI's taxonomy places the organism in Eukaryota, Metazoa, Chordata, Actinopteri, Salmoniformes, Salmonidae.
UCAGUGAAGGGGAUUCUCCGUAACCAGCUGUAGCUUAACGUGAUUUGUCACCUCAGUCACUCUCUAUUCCCCGUGAGGAAACGUUCCUUUUUCUUCUAAUCAUUACCGCUUCAACGUUUAAUUCCUCCGCUGGCAUGUUGAAGCUGUCAAUCAAACCUGUGGAAGGUACUCUCAAGCUGCACUGAGAGACAGAGAGAGUAGAAGAAGAGUAGAAGAAGUUUUAGUCCAGCUCAAAGGGCACCUUUUUUUUCAGUUCUCGGAUUCAUUCACCUUUUGAUUGAGACUAUAUACUAUGGUAAAUGAAACUAUGAAGACAGUGGUGUUACGGCAGAGGAUUUUUCUUAGCCAAACUCAAGAUCCAGGAUUUUUUAUUUAUCUCAAUUGAAAUGCACAGGAUAACCAGAUUCCUUGACGGAUCUGUCUGGACUCUUUUGGCUCUAGACAUACCUGCAGUAUAUGUGAAGUUGGGAGACCAGAGUGAGCUAGGUGAUGGUUCAACAGGCUAACAAAGAUAGAUGCUAAUUCUUUCUGUUCCGGCAUCCAGUCAGCUGACAAUCCAGCAAAUAACAAUCAAGCGAUGACCACGGUAUCCAUGGAGCCCCUGCUGGUCCUGAUGGAGCUGAUCCCCAACACCACCGACCCGCCUUUAGACUCCACCCCUUCCUCUUCCGAAGACACCGCCGCCACCUUCACAAUAGGCUGUAUUCUCUCCCUCAUGUGUCUGGUCGGCGUCUCCGGAAACAUCUACACCCUCGUGGUCAUGUGUCAAUCCAUGCGUUUCGCGGCGUCCAUGUAUAUUUACAUCAUCAAUUUAGCCCUGGCUGACCUGCUCUAUCUGUUGACCAUUCCGUUCGUGGUCUGCACGUACUUCCUGAAAGGUUGGUAUUUUGGCGAUGCUGGGUGCAGGAUUCUAAUCAGUAUGGAUUUUCUGACGAUGCACGCCAGCAUUUUCACGCUGACCAUCAUGAGCACGGAGAGAUACUUUGCCGUGCUGAAACCGCUGGACACAGUCAAGCGGUCAAAGAGCUACCGCAAAGCCAUUGCGGUGCUUGUAUGGGUGGCUUCCCUGGUCCUGACUUUACCCAUGAUUCUCAGUAUUCAGAUGAUGAAGGUGGGGAGCAAGGCCAUGUGCCAGCCGACUAUCUCACCGCUGUCCUAUAAGGUGUACAUCACCUUCCUGUUCUGUACCAGCAUUGUGGCUCCGGGGAUGAUCAUUGGCUUUCUCUACAUCGGACUGGCUCGUACCUACUGGAUCUCACAGACAGAAACCUUCAAACAGACCAAGAAACUACCCAACCAAAAGGUCCUCUAUCUGAUCUUCACCAUUGUACUGCUGUUCUGGGCCUGUUUCCUGCCCUUCUGGAUCUGGCAGCUCCUGGGUCAGUUCCAGCCCUCCAUCCAUCUCUCCACCAAGUCCAAGCGCAACAUCAACUACUUGACCACCUGUCUCACCUACUCCAACAGCUGCAUCAACCCUUUCCUCUACACGCUGCUCACCAAGAACUAUAAGGAGUACCUGCGGAAGCGCCAGCGUACCUGGACUGCGGGCAGCUACUUCAACCGAUGGAACCGGUUCCAGCGAUCACCAAGGAGGUCGCUGUCCUCCAGCAGCCAGCAGUGCACGGAGAGCUUCGUGCUCACACACACACCGUCUCUGCGCACCACGCACAACAGCAGCCUGUGAGGUAU